CGGCAGACACAGAAGCCAGUAACGGCACGGCACACGGCCGAGCAGGAUCGGAAAAAUCUCACCGCAAACACAGUGCACCGACGGUUACCGUUUCCCCCACUCACCCGUUCCUCCCUGCGCUCUAUACGCCGCGUGACACGUGGAGAGCAAGAAGCGUCGUCGUCGUCGCCUACUGUUUGGUUCUAUUUAUUGCGGACGGGGUUCAUCAGAUUUUAACGACCAAAAUUAGUGGUUUGUAGUGGGACAAGAUCACAUCAACGAAGCGUGAAGACCCCCCGUUAUUAUAGCCAGUGCGACAGCGUGAUAAAAGUGCAUCCAGUGUAUGUGUGUGCAAUGCAGCGCACAGCGAGUGUGGCCGGGACAUUGCAUAACGGAUAAAAAAUAGGUGCCUCUGCCACCCAAAAUCCACUCCACCCAGGCCGAACGUGGCUGUUGUGGCCCUUUUCCCCGGGAAACACGUGGAGAGCAAGCCGGGCCUACAAUUUAACGACCCGCUUACACACCUGCAAAAACGUGCUCGGCCGGCAGCUCGGCUCGGGAGCAAAUCGAUCAUACUACAAAAUGCAUUUCCGCACACUGUCGUACAUAAUCGGUUGUGCUGUUGCAUUUACCGCCCUCGGUCUACCGUCUGUCGAAUGUGGCAAGAUACUGUUCCUCGUCCCAUUCCCAGCACCAUCCCACUGGCUGUGGAUAGAGCACUUCGUCAAGGAGCUGCUGUCCCGGGGGCACGAGGUAACGGCGAUCACUAACUUCCCUGCGAAGGAAGCGCACCGCAACUACACGGAAAUACUGAUCGAUCCACCGUACGAUAUACCUUACUACUUUCCCGUGUCGGAUAUCUACGAUUCGAAGUACAACAGUGAUCUUAACAACCUGUUCCUCUACUGGAGGGUAGGCAUCUCGACGACACAGUACGCGCUGGAGGACGAGAAUGUGCAGCAGUUCAUCGAGCAGGACGAUACGGACUUUGAUGUGAUCAUCUCGGAGCAGUUCUAUCAGGAAGCGUUCCUCAUGUUUGCCCACAAGUACCGGGCGCCGAUCGUGACGCUCUGCACCCUUGGGCAUGCAAAUCACAUCGAUCAAGCGAUGGGACUCGUUACACCGUGGUCGUUUGUUCCUCACCCAGUACUGCUGCUGUCCGACGAUAUGACAUUCUCCGAACGGUGCUACAACUUUUUGAUCUCACUGGCCGAUCUGGUGAUACGGCAGCUUUACUACAUCCCCCAGCAGAACAGGCUCGCUCAGACACACUUUGCCAAAAUUGAAGGUCCCGAGCUGAUGCCUUCGAUUCGAGAUCUCGAAAAGUCCAUCUCUGUGAUACUGGUCAACAGUCACCUGUCGACGUCACCCCCGCGACCCACCAUCCCUGGCCUGGUGAAUGUGGCCGGCGCACACAUCAAGCCGGCAAAAGAGCUACCCGACGACAUCCGGAAGUUCCUGGACGGUGCCAAAGAGGGCGUCAUCUUCUUCAGCCUCGGCUCGUACAUGAAGAGUGCCGACAUGCCCAAGGACAAGAUGAAAGCGUUCCUGGAGGUGUUCCGCAAUAUCAAGCAGCGCGUACUGUGGAAGUACGAAAACGAGGACGUUGCCCGGCUGCCGAAAAACGUGAUGGUGCGCAAGUGGCUACCCCAAAGCGACAUCCUAGCCCACCCGAAGGUGGUACUGUUCAUCACGCACGGCGGUAUGUUUGGCAGCCAGGAGGGCAUCUACCGCGGAGUGCCCAUGCUGUACAUACCGUUCUACGGGGAUCAGCAUCGCAAUGCGCUCAAGGCGGAGCAGGCAGGCUACGCACUGACGCUCAACUUCCCCGAGGUGAACGUCAUCACGCUCGGUUCGCGCAUUAACGAGCUGCUCACGAACCCGACGUUCAUGAAGCAGGCAAAACGGGCGUCGGAACUGUUCCGGGACAAUCUCGUGCCGCCGAUGCAGGAAGCGAUGCACUGGAUCGAGUACGUGAUGCGGCACAAGGGCGCAAAGCAUCUGAAGACGCGCGCGAUCGACCUGUCCUGGACGCAGUACCUGAUGGUGGAUGUAGUCGGGUUCUUUGCGCUCGUGUUUCUGCUCGCGGCGGUCGUGUUUUACAAAGUGCUGGGGCUGUUCCUGACACCACCGAAGCCGAAAUCGAAACCAAAGACCCGGGACAUGAUGCUCGGGAUGAGGAAGCCGAAGUUAAACUAUAACGCCGCUCCCGAUGUGGUUCGCCUUGGUGAUAUCAACUUGGACGACGACUCGGACGACAAGUAUGCGCAGCAGCUGAAGAUUGUCGAAAUUAUACGCCACCCGGAGCACCGGUUUAGCUCGCGGUAUCACGAUUUGGCACUGUUACGUCUGGAGAGGAACGUUACCCUGCACGACACGGUGGCUCCUGGGUGUCUGUGGAACGAUGAGGAGAUUCCCUUCCCCUCGAUGGAAGCUACCGGCUGGGGAUCAACUGGCUUCGGUCAAGCGAAAACUCCAAUACUGCUCAAGGUGUCGCUCAGCCUUGUCCCAAAGUCCACCUGCGAUCAGCAGUACCGGAAGGGUGAUCGGGGUUUGAGGCAGGGUUUGCAGGACUAUCAACUCUGCGCAGGGGACAUCAAAAUGGACACCUGUCCGGGAGAUUCUGGUGGUCCGCUGCAGAUGAAGCUGCUUGCCAAUGCGAAGAUGACACCGUUCAUUAUUGCCGUCACAUCGUUCGGCAGUGUUUGCGGACAGUCGACGCCCGGAGUGUACAUGAAGGUGUCGCCCUACAUUCCCUGGAUACGUUCGGAGCUGGCAAAGCGGGGAGAGCUGAUAAGGGAGUGGAGCUUUAAACCAUAUGCUUGCGCAUUACGGUACGUACACCUGCGAGAGUACGAGGAUGACGUAGUGAUGGGCAAAAGUGAUACGUUUGAGUCACUCGAUUCUACCAAGGCACAUAUGAACAUCAUCUCAUCGGUACAGACGGUCAAACUCCACUACCCAGCGGGUACAAACGGACCGGACAACUGUUACGGUGUAAUCAUCGAUGAGGACACCGUUGUAACGCUUGCCCACUGUGCCGCUGUCCAAAGAAUGACUGCAUCUCAUAUAGCCGAUCAGAACGGCACGCGAAACGAGGUGGUUAAGGUGCACCGCCAUCCCCAGUACAGACCGAACUCGUACGACAAUGAUAUUGCUCUGCUGAAGCUAAAGAAUCGGUACGAGUUUUCGCGUGACUUCGUUCCUGCGUGCAUCUGGAGCGAGUUCAAGCUACCCGAUCCAAGGUUUUACGUCACCGGGCAGGGUCGGAUGGAUUUGAACAAAUUCAGCUACGGUGACACACCUAUUACCGAGUUUCAACCACAGAUCGUUCAACUAGCCCCUAGGGCAGACCUUCAACUGUCCAACUGUUCCUUCCCGGAUGAAUACCAAAAGGGGCUAGCCAAUGGGCUCACCCAAGAGCAUCUGUGCUUCGGCAACAAACCGUUCCUGGUGCCGGAAUCCUGCCAGAUGCAAAUCGGUGCCCCACUGUGGCGUCGCGUUUGGCGCAUGGAGCGUCACUUUGAGCACAUCUACGCGCUGAACCUGUUCGGCAAGGAUUGUGGCUUUGGACGGUCGGCGGUUGCGACCCGGUUGGGUUACCAUCACGAGUGGAUGCGUUCGGUCCUGCUGCCAAACUACAAAGAGCGGGACGAUUCGGUACUGUUCAUCAACGGUGAUCUGUAUCAGUACGAUCACUGUAAGGCGCCCGAUGGCAGCGAAGGACUUUGUACGCCGGUGCAACGCUGCCCGAAGAUUGCGUACGAUGCGCAGGUAAAGCGUAACGUACGGCUCUGCAGGGAUGGUUCGCUCGUCUGCUGCCCGUACGAGUACGUGCGCAAUGAAACGCGCCCGAGUGCGGACGCACGCGAGUUGGAUGAGUGCGAGACCCGAUACAGAGCGUUCCACAGCGAGUAUCAGCGGUGGCAGCAGGAUCGGAUCGGUACUUACUAUCACAUGGUUUACGUCGGAUGGGAAAAAGGACGACAAACGGAAUGGAACUGUCCCGGUACGCUGGUCAGCCGCAGCCUGGUGGUACUGUCCGCCUACUGUCUGUCCGGUUCCGGCACACUUCCAACGGUGGUGAACGUUGGCGCAGGGAAUCCGAACGACACCUGGAACAAUCCUGUGAUCGCACGCAUCCGCGAGGUCAUCAUUCAUCCGAACUAUAACGCCACCUCGCUGCUGAAUGAUAUUGGGCUGGUGCGGUUGGACAAGGAGAUCGUACCAACGGCAAUGAAGUAUCCGAUUUGCCUGUAUCAGAAUGAAACACACACACCGUUCCUGCUUUACCGGAUGGUAAUAGAUAAUGGAGAAUCACAGCUCGUGUCGAGCUAUCCCAAGUACAACAGCGACUGCAAGGAGUAUCUGGGAGUGCACGGAGUCCGCCAGCUGUCCUCCGCCGAGCUGUGCGUGGACGUCGACUCGGACGAUCCUCGCUCGCUGACGGGUGAUCCGCUCGUCUGGUACAAACGACGGGCGGCGGACAACUCCUCCACCCAGUACUUGGUCGGGCUAAUAAGCUACGGCAACUCUCAGCAGCAGCUGUUUGUGCAUACGCGCAUCUCAGCGUACGUCGGCUGGAUCAAAAGUCUGCUGCUCUGGAGGCAGCGACAGAGUGAAACCAUGUGGCUGCGAAUCACUUUUGCCGGCUGUUUGUUCCUGCUCGGCGGACUGCUGUCCAGUGCCGAUGGGUACAGGAUACUGUUUCUUGCCCCCUUUCCCGGUCCGAGCCAUUGGCUCAUGCUGAAGCACUUUAUACGCGAGCUGACCGAUCGGCAGCACGAGGUAACGUGCAUAACGAGCUUCCCGUACGGUGAACCGCUGCCGAACUACGAUGAAGUGCUGAUCGAUCCACCGUACCCGAUACGGGAGACAUUCCCAGUAGAGGGUUUGUUCGACGCAAGCCAAACGUCGGACUUUGACAAGCUGAACAUGUACUGGGACCUGGGCCUCAACACCAGCGAGUACGGGCUGCAGUCGGCAAACGUGCGCCAGUUCAUUGCGCGUACCGAUCUCACGUUCGAUCUCGUCGUCGCCGAGCAGUUUUUCCAAGAAAGUUGGCUCAUGUUUGCGAACAAGUACAGUGCACCGAUCGUGACCAUCAGCACGUACGGCUAUUCGGACUUUUUCGACCAGAUCAUGGGCCUGCGGACACCGUGGUCGUUCGUGCCGCACAUGGUACUGUCCUACACCGACAGCAUGAGCAUCGACGAGCGGGCGUACAACUUUGCGCUCUCGCUGUACGAUCGCUUUUGGCGCUACUGGUGGUACCUUGGGUGUCAAGACAGGAUAGCGUGGAGUGCGUUUGGCAUCAACUUCCUCGGGACGCGCGUAUCCGACCUGGAACAGUCCAUCUCGGUUAUACUGGUCAACAGCCAUCCGGUGUUGAGCAACCCGCGGCCCACCAUGCGCGGACUGGUGGACAUCGGCGGUGCGCACAUCCGGCCGCCGGCACCACUACCCCACGAGCUGGCCGAGUUUAUGGAUGGGGCGCGCCACGGCGUCAUUUACUUUUCGCUCGGUGCGUACAUGCAAAGUGCGCUGAUGCCGGUGGCCAAGCGUACCGCGAUACUGCGCGCGUUCGGUGCGCUCGAGCAGCGGGUGGUGUGGAAGUUCGAGGACGAUCGUAUACCGCCCGGGGACAUACCGCCGAACGUGAUGGUACGCCGGUGGGCACCGCAGAACGAUAUUUUGGCCCACCCGAACACGGUACUGUUCAUCUCGCACGGUGGCCAGUUUGGCACGUUCGAGGCGAUGCAUCACGGCGUCCCGGUACUCUUUGUGCCGUUCUUUGGCGAUCAGCACCGCAACGCGGACCGUGCCGUUAGGGAGGGCAUGGCGCAGAAGAUGAGCUUUGAGAACAUUAGCGAGCAUACGUUCGGGCCGAUGGUAAGGCGUAUGGUUGAGCGGGAAAGCUAUCGGGUGAGGGCGAAGGAAAUAGCGCACCUCUUCAGGGACCGGCUGGUGGAACCGAUGGAGGAGGCACUGUACUGGAUUGAGUACGUGGCGCGGCACAAGGGUGCACCGAGGUUAAAAUCGAAAGCGAUACACUUAAGCUGGUAUGAGUACUAUUCGCUCGAUCUUGUGCUCUGGCCGGUGCUGCUUAUACUAUUCUUGCGCUGGAUGUACAUGACACCAAACUCCACGCGUAAAUUGUACUAUAAACUGCGAAGCAUUAUUCGGUUCCCGCACACACUGCACUAUAAGUAUCAUGCCUUUCUCCGGUACUGCCGUCAAGUGACCGAAAACCUGCUCUGGAUCAAGCAAGCACCCAACCAACGGAAUCGCCGUCGAGUGUACUAUCGCCAAGAUUAAAUUGAAUACACUCCGCGCAUAAUCGUUCUCGAUAACUGUACUCUCUCUUUAGUGUGUUUCUUUUGCUACAAAUAAAGGUAAAAAUCUAAA
Messenger RNA from Anopheles gambiae (African malaria mosquito), 6387 nucleotides. RefSeq lists its product as uncharacterized. Bases 562 to 6297 code for a protein of 1911 amino acids. NCBI's taxonomy places the organism in Eukaryota, Metazoa, Arthropoda, Insecta, Diptera, Culicidae. The transcript has 16 exons. Gene Ontology annotation, biological process: methylation; proteolysis. The record is from RefSeq and is a predicted model, not a curated record. Gene Ontology annotation, molecular function: serine-type endopeptidase activity; UDP-glycosyltransferase activity; methyltransferase activity.